GCCUGCGCCACUCUGCGCGCCGGCGGGGGCUGCGCAGGAGGAGCGCUCCGCCCGGCUACAACGCUCCGCGAGCCGGCGCGGCAACACCUGUUCGCGGCAGCCAGGGCGGCACGCGAGCUCCCGGUCGCGGCUCCGCUCGCUCGCCGCUCGCCACCCGUUCUAAGCCAAUGGACAUCUGCCGAGCCUCUGGAGAAUUCUGGAUACUAGCUUUGGACGCCUAAAGUUUUUUUCUGCUUUUUGUUUUUUUAAAUAACAAUAAUUUUUUUUUUUUUUUUUUUUUUAGAGGGGGGACCGGGAGGGGAGAUUUUGUCGCCGCCGCCAACGUGAGAUUUUUUUUUUUCCCCUUGAAGGAUUCAUGCUGAUGUCUGCAGAGUCGGUUAGAGUAAAAACAGCGCAUGCCUUCCUGGAGUCGGGAUCCGUAAAUUCUGACGUAGCCCGUGCAUCUUAAAAAUCCUUAUAAUAACGCCUAGGCAUUUAAGUUGCUAUGGUCAUUCCGAUCUCAAACCAAAUGGAGAAACUACGGAUUUUUUUUCCUUAUUACGGUCGGAUGGGAUGAAGACCUUCCUGCCUGCUAAGAGCUGGGGAUCUAUCCAUAGAGAUACAUAGAUAUGUUUAUCAAUAUGUCAGUGUGUGAGUAUAAAGUGGUGGUUUCUUAGACUAUCAGUGGUUUGACCUUGAACCUGUGCCAGUGAAACAGCAGAUUACUUUUAUUUAUGCAUUUAAUGGAUUGAAGAAAAGAACCUUUUUUUUUUUUUUCUCUCUCCGCAACUGCAGUAAGGGAGGGGAGUUGGAUAUACCUCGCCUAAUAUCUUCUGGGUUCAUACCGUCAUUAUUGUUUAUUGCUGUGCUCCAAAAGCCGAGUCCUCUGAUGGCUCCCUUAGGUGAAGUUGGGAACUAUUUCGGUGUGCAGGAUGCGGUACCAUUUGGGAAUGUGCCCGUGUUGCCGGUGGACAGUCCGGUUUUGUUAAGUGACCACCUGGGUCAGUCCGAAGCAGGGGGGCUUCCCAGGGGACCCGCAGUCACGGACCUGGAUCAUUUAAAGGGGAUUCUCAGGCGGAGGCAGCUAUACUGCAGGACUGGAUUUCACUUAGAAAUCUUCCCCAAUGGUACUAUCCAGGGAACCAGGAAAGACCACAGCCGAUUUGGCAUUCUGGAAUUUAUCAGUAUAGCAGUGGGCCUGGUCAGCAUUCGAGGCGUGGACAGUGGACUCUACCUCGGGAUGAAUGAGAAGGGGGAGCUGUAUGGAUCAGAAAAACUAACCCAAGAGUGUGUAUUCAGAGAACAGUUUGAAGAAAACUGGUAUAACACCUACUCUUCGAAUCUCUAUAAACACGUGGACACUGGAAGGCGAUACUACGUUGCGUUAAACAAAGACGGGACCCCCAGAGAAGGAAGCAGGACUAAACGGCACCAGAAAUUCACACAUUUUUUACCCAGACCAGUGGACCCCGACAAAGUACCCGAACUAUAUAAGGAUAUUCUAAGCCAAAGUUGACAAAGACAAUUUCUUCACUUGAGCCCUUAAAAAAAGUAACCACUAUAAAGGUUUCACGCGGUGGGUUCUUCUCGAUUAGCUGGGGGGUCACCCCAGCUCCACUGUUGCCAAACUUUGCCGCAUGCAUGAUGUCCGAUGGAGGCUUGGACGGGAACAUGCUGAUUCUGUUCUGCACUUACAGGCUGGUCCUCCCGGAGGCCGGCCGCUGCCCACUUGCUCGAUUUCUUGUGCGAGGAGGAGAGGGAGACUGAGCGGGGGUGCGAGUGUGUGCGUGGAUGAGUGGCAGGGGGAAUUGAAGAGAGAGGCAGAGAGGACAACGGCCUGAUGCAUGCUGGGAUUUAGACGCGCUUUUACAUUUUUGAUCAGUUGUACUUCAUCCUGUAUCCGCACAGCCAUACUUCGACUCAUCAGGAUUGGGGCUGGUGGCCUUCGCGAGGGCACGCUGCGUUUUCAGAGGUGUGGAGGGUGCAGUCUUACUUCAGAGACUUUUUCAGUUAAUGCUCGCUGGUGCCAUCCCAGUGAAUCGAAAGCAAAGACCUCUUAGGCAAAAAACAAAAAAACAAGAAAACAAAUACAAAACAAAACAAAAAAAAAAGUUAAAUUUAUUUAUAGAAAUUCCAAAGGCAACAUUUUAUUUAUUUUAUAUAUUUAUUUAUUAUAUAGAGUUUAUUUUUAAUGAAAUAUGUACAGGCCAGAUAGGCAUUUUGGAAGCUUUAGGCUCUGUAAGCAUUAAAUGGCAAAGUCCGCUACGAACCUGUGGUAAAUUCAUGCAAGUAAGUAUAACGGUGCAUGGAUGUGAGAAAUUCUAAUGACCCUAAUGUACUAAAGGCGACAAUCUCUUUUGUGCCCGUAUUAUUGUAAACUUAUGCACAUCAUUCAUGACACUGAGUAUUCACUCUUCAGACUGCUUGUUUCAUAGCUUAUCCCAGAGGAUUAAAGAAAAACUGGGUCUCAAACUUUUAUUCUGUGUCUGUAAUAUUUCCUCUCUCAUUAAGUGACUUAUUCCAUCAUUGUAACUUCACGGUUGGAAGAUAUAAGGGUUGGUAUAUAUCCUACGUGUUUAAAUCUAUUGCAGAAUAUACCAAAGCUAAACAAUAACUCUGCUUUUGUUUUAGUUGAUCUCCAGGACAACAGGUCUAACAUCAAACAUUGUACUGAUUUAGAUCCUCAAAAACGGGGG
Molecule: messenger RNA, 2675 nt
Organism: Leopardus geoffroyi (Geoffroy's cat)
Lineage: Eukaryota; Metazoa; Chordata; Mammalia; Carnivora; Felidae
Gene: FGF9
Product: fibroblast growth factor 9
Exons: 3
Coding region: 869-1495 (208 amino acids)
Biological process (GO): positive regulation of gene expression; positive regulation of epithelial cell proliferation; fibroblast growth factor receptor signaling pathway
Cellular component (GO): cytoplasm
Molecular function (GO): fibroblast growth factor receptor binding; growth factor activity
Source: RefSeq, a predicted model, not a curated record